Messenger RNA from Cololabis saira (Pacific saury), 1995 nucleotides. RefSeq names its product recombination activating gene 2 (gene rag2). Gene Ontology annotation, cellular component: nucleus; DNA recombinase complex. Bases 115 to 1716 code for a protein of 533 amino acids. The transcript is spliced from 2 exons. Gene Ontology annotation, molecular function: sequence-specific DNA binding; protein binding. Lineage: Eukaryota; Metazoa; Chordata; Actinopteri; Beloniformes; Belonidae. Gene Ontology annotation, biological process: V(D)J recombination. The record is from RefSeq and is a predicted model, not a curated record.
CAAGUUAAAGCUGGAUUAAGAGUUCCUAAGCUUCAUAUAAGUGACUGAAAGAUUCCCACUAAAGUGAGCUCAGGGUCCACAUCCUGCCACUGGACUCAAGGCACCUGCUGGAUCAUGAGUCUGCAACCAUUAACUCCAGUGAACUGUGCAGGGCUCCUGCAGGCCGGCUGCUCUCUGCUGCAGCUGGAUGGUGAAGUUCUCCUGUUUGGCCAGAAGGGCUGGCCCAAGCGCUCCUGUCCAACAGGGAUAUUUGGCGUGCGAUUUAAAAAGGAUGAGAUAAAGCUGAGGCCCAUCUCCUUUUCCAAUGACUCAUGCUACCUCCCUCCACUGCGCUGUCCAGCCGUCUGUCGCCUCGAUCCCUAUGACGGGCUUCCAGAGAGUUAUCUCAUCCAUGGUGGCCGAACGCCAAACAAUGAGAUCUCUUCAAGCUUGUACCUGCUGACCACAGACAGCCAUGGCUGCAAUCGCAAAUUAACACUUAGGUGCAAAGAGAAGGACCUCGUGGGAGAGGUGCCAGGAGCUAGAUAUGGUCACACAAUGAGCAUGGUUCAAAGCCAUGGGAAGACAGCUUGUGUGAUGUUUGGGGGUAGGUCCUACAUGCCUGCUGGAGAGCGAACCACAGAGAGUUGGAACAGUGUCAUUGACUGUCCUCCUCAGGUUUUCCUGUUUGACCUGGAGUUUGGGUGCUCUUCUGCUCACUCUUUACCUGAACUCAGUGAUGGACAGUCCUUCCACUUGGCCCUUGCCCGAGGGGACUGUGUUUAUUUCAUCGGAGGUCACUCACUGACCUCCGAUUCACGUCCACCUCGGCUCUUUUGUCUCCGUGUCAAGCUCUUGCAGGGUAACCCCUUGCUGUCAUGUGAAACCCUAGACACAGGUUUAUCCAUCUCGAGUGCCAUCAUCACUCGUACGGGUCCCACUCACAGAUACAUCGUCUUAGGUGGAUAUCAGUCAGACUCACAGAAGAGGAUGGAGUGCAACACAAUCAUUCUGGAUGAGAAAGGGAUCCACUUUGAGACCCUACAACCGCCUAAUUGGACUCCAGAUGUCAUCCAUAGUCGUACAUGGUUUGGUGGCAGCACUGGGGAAGGAUGCAUCCUACUUGGUGUGCCCACAGAGGGAAGGCCAUCCCAAACGGAUGUGCAUUAUUUCUAUCAAGUGAGCUUCCAGUCAGAGGGAGAAUGCAUUGAAGAUGACGGAGCCCAGGCUUGCAGCCAGGAGUCGACUGAUUAUGAAAAUUCGACUCCUCUUGAGGACUCUGAGGAGCUCUACUUUGGUCGUGAGCCACAUGAGCUGGAAGGCAGCAGCGAUGAAGAGUGUGACACUUACAAUGAACAAGAUCAGGAGGAUGAAUCCCAAACAGGCUACUGGAUCAAAUGCUGCCUUAGUUGCCAAGUGGACCCAAACACAUGGGAGCCGUACUACUCCACUGAGCUCCACCGGCCAGCCAUGAUCUUCUGCUCCAGAGGGGAGGGGGGGCACUGGGUGCACGCACAGUGCAUGGAGCUGUCUGAGACCCUGCUGCUCAGAUUCUCGCAAGGCAGCAAAAAGUACUUCUGUUUGGACCAUGGAGGCUUGCCCUACCAGGAAAUGACCCCACCUCGGCAGAUAAUCCCCCUGAAGCGCACCCCCAUGAAGGUCAAGGGCAGAAAAACCCCGAUGACAAUCAAAAUGUCCCCAGCUAAAAAACGCUUUUUCAAAAGGCUUUUUGACUAACUCAAAUGUUCUUCAUGAUGUAUAUAGAUGGUCGCCGUUAAGGUUGAUUUCUUUGUUAAGAACUUUAUUUGUUUGCGUUUAAUGGAUAAGACAAUGACGAAAAGUGGUACGUGUUUAUUUCUUUAACGUAAUGAAUUGUAAUAACAUGCAUGCCAGUUGCUUCUUUUCAUGAAGAUUUUGCGACCACAAUAAAAAGAAAAAAAAAGUGGCUAAAAUAUUAUUUCUUGGUUCUAAAUGUUUGUUGAUCAUUUUUCUGUAUUUUGUCAAGUAGGCUUUUAU